AUGAAAGCCCGUGAAAAAUGGGGUUUAGUGAUAGUCUAUUCUGAUCCUGCACCUGAAAUUUGGUGGACAUUUCAAAAUAAAAUCAUUGGUAAGAUGAUAUCAGCUGUAAAUGAACCUGAUAUUCAUACUGGUUCCUAUACAAUUCGUUAUUUGUGUCUAUCAACAUCUUCUAUGGAUUUAUCACCUGCAACAUGUCUUAAUAAAACAACAACAUUAACAAUAUCAAAUAUAGGUACUGAACAUAAUGGAACAUAUAAUUGUGUUGCUGCUAUACGUAAUCAAGGACGUUCAGAUAAUGAAUAUUUAUCAUAUGAAUUACGAGUCCGACAAACAUCAUUAAUUAAUAGCUCAUUUCUUCUAUGGAUUAUUGGAAUAUUUCUAUUUCUAUUUUUAUUUCUUCUUAUUCUAUUAUGUUUAUGUUGCAUUCUACGUUGUUAUCAAUCAAAUCGACAACAAACUAAACGAAAUAAAGCAUUAUUAUUUGAUAGUAUGAAUAAUCAAAAUGGUUUCUUAGUAGAAAAUGGAAAUAUGUAUAAAGAAAAAAAUGAUGAACAACAUCGAUAUGUUACAAAUGGAACUUUUGAUCCAUAUGAUAUGGUUGAUUCAAGAUCACAACUUGGCCCACCAAUGUAUAGUGAAGUACGAAUAGUUGAUUCAACACCGUUAAGAAGUAUUGGUGGUGGUUCAAUGUCAUCAACAUUAUUGCGACGAAAUGACCCAUUUUAUGAUAGUUCUCGAUCGGAUAAACAACUUUAUGAACAAGUUUAUCGACCAUCUCCCCUUGAAUCAACUAUAGUUGAUGAAUUUGAAGAUGAAAUGAUAUUUCCUACAGGAUAUGAAGAAGAUUAUCAAUAUCGUGAAGAUAUAAUUAAACCAAAUCAAGCUGUUGAUCCUCGACGACAAGCAAAAGUACAGCAUACAAAUCAUGAUCGAACAAAUGAAACAAAUGUUUUACCUUUGUCUAAUCCUAUAAAUGAGAAUCAUAUAUCUGAUGAAAAAUUUACUUCAACAUCAAAUAUAACUAAUAAAUCGAAUUUGGAUUUCAAUUCUAAAUUUAAUAAAUCGGAAUCUCCAUAUGCAGGUUUAGUUGAAUCACAACUUUAG
Molecule: messenger RNA, 1104 nt
Organism: Rotaria sp. Silwood2
Lineage: Eukaryota; Metazoa; Rotifera; Eurotatoria; Philodinida; Philodinidae
Source: the annotation of a GenBank genome assembly